Molecule: messenger RNA, 3538 nt
Organism: Fukomys damarensis (Damara mole-rat)
Lineage: Eukaryota; Metazoa; Chordata; Mammalia; Rodentia; Bathyergidae
Gene: Gtf3c5
Product: general transcription factor IIIC subunit 5
Exons: 12
Coding region: 304-1863 (519 amino acids)
Biological process (GO): transcription initiation at RNA polymerase III promoter
Cellular component (GO): transcription factor TFIIIC complex
Source: RefSeq, a predicted model, not a curated record
CAUCGGUGGUGUCUUACAAUCUUUCCCCUGGCUGGCUGGUGAGAACUCUCUUGCCCCACCCUCAGCCAAUCCUACUCAUUUUAAAUAAAAGUCGAGAACGCAGCCGCCUUUUAUCCCGAAUUCUACGGGGCUUCUUUUCUGGCAUUUGCUCCCCGGAGGCCUUCAAGUAUAGCUAAACCUGAGGAUUUAAGGAGACGCGAGUGCUGGGAGAGGCCGGAACGAUUCCUUAGCGGAACCUUUGAGGCGAGGACUCUGGGGGCGCCCUAGGGGACUUACCUUGGCGGCCCGGCCAGACGAGCAGGGAUGGCGGCGGAGACGGCCGGUGCGGACUCGACGGCCGCUAUCCCCUUGGACCUGCGGCGGGAGCGAAGCCUGGUGUGCGUAGAGUACCCGGGAGGGGUGCGCGACGUGGCCAAGAUGCUGCAGACUCUGGGCGGCGAGGAAGGCCUGCUGCAGAUCUACACAGACCCCACCAAGAGGCUGGAGCUGUACUUCCGGCCCAAGGACCUGUACUGCCACCCGGUGUGUGCCAACCGCUUCAGUACCAGCAGCCUGCUGCUGCGGAUUAGGAAGAAGACCAGAAUGCAGAGAGGGGCGCGUGAGGCCGAGCCCCAGCCCCGGGUCACGUUCGACCUGGAGAUCCUGGGCAUCAUCUCCACCAUUUUUAAAUUCCAGGGAAUGUCUGACUUCCAGUACCUGGCCAUCCACACGGAAGCAGGCGGCAGGCACACGUCCAUGUACGACAAAGUGUUCAUGCUCAAGCCCGAGAAGGAGAGUUUCUUCCAUCAGGAGCUGCCGCUCUACAUCCCCCCGCCUAUCUUCUCCCGUCUGGACGCCCCGGUGGACUACUACUACCGACCAGAGACUCAGCACCGGGAAGGCUACAACAACCCCCCCAUCUCAGGUGAGAACCUGAUUGGCCUGAGUAGGGCCCGUCGCCCCCACAAUGCCAUCUUUGUCAACUUCGAGGACAAUGAGGUACCCAUGCAGCCGCUGGAGGCUGCGGUCCAGACGUGGAAGAGGACCUGCACCAACCCCAUUGACCAGGAGGUGGAGGAGGAGCUGAGGAAGCUGUUUGACCUCCGCCCUGUCUGGUCACGCAAUGCCGUGAAGGCCAACAUUAGUGUCCACCCGGACAAGCUGAAAGUCCUGCUUCCCUUCAUGGCUUAUUACAUGAUCACAGGCCCCUGGAGAAGCCUGUGGAUACGGUUUGGCUAUGACCCCCGCAAACACCCAGAAGCCAAGAUUUACCAAGUCCUCGAUUUCCGAAUCCGUUGUGGAAUAAAAUAUGGUUAUGGCUCCAGCGACAUGCCUGUCAAAGCCAAGCGCAGCACCUACAACUACAGCCUCCCCAUCACUGUCAAGAAGCCGCCCACCCAGCUCAUCAGCAUGCGCGACCUGAAGCAGGGCCUGGGCCCGUCGGGGACGGCCAGCCCCCGGAAACUGGCCUCCAACAAGUACAAGCUCAAGGACUCGGUCUACAUCUUCCGGGAGGGGGCCCUGCCGCCCUAUCGACAGAUGUUCUACCAGCUGUGUGAUUUGAAUGUGGAAGAUUUGCAGAAGAUCAUUCACCGCAAUGACGGGGCGGAGAACGUGUGCACAGAACGGGACGGCUGGUGCCUCCCGAAGACCAGCGAUGACCUAAGGGACACCAUGUCCCUCAUGAUCCGGCAGACCAUCCGCUCCAAGAGGCCAGCUCUCUUCUCCAGCCCGACCAAGGCUGACCGUGCAAAAGAGCAGCUGAUGUUUGAGUCCGGGGAGGAGGAGGAAGAGGAGGAGGAGGAGGAAGAGGAGGAGGAAGACUUCAAGCCCUCGGAUGGGAGCGAGAAUGAGAUGGAGACGGAGAUCCUGGACUACGUGUGAACAGGCCUUCGCUCCUUGGGAUGAGCGGGGAGACUGGUGCCCAGCCUCGUGCAGAGCCAAGGAAAUCCAUGGCUCCUACUGCCAGCCACUGUGGGAGGCCUCUGUGCAAAGCCAGAGUCCCAGCAAAGCAGGCCCAGGCCUGGCUGCAACCCGCGUCUCAGUUCACCCUGUCCCCUGGGUGCUUGGGGACAUCCCAGGCUCCGUGCAUCCAUGGCCCACCCAGGCUCAGGACCUUGGGCUGCGCCUACCGAGAGUAGAGGUGGAGGUGGUAUAGCUUGGUACAGCCAUCUCCGCCCAUGGUCACUGGUGGCCAAAGUCUGCGCUUGGUUUUGGAUCCCAUCCUUUGGGAUUACUGCAGAGGCCAGGCCCAGCCGGAACUAUCCUAUUAAGUCAGUCUUGCAAGCAGUCUUGGUGUCUUGGCUCACAGGUUGGGGCCACAGGGCAGUUUCCUCUUGCUUUGGGGUUCCUGAAGCACCUCCGUUGCUCCUUUUCCUUGUUUGGGGAUGAGGCCUGUACACUUCUCCAGCUGGGUGAGACAAGGACACUGGGAGUGACCUGGGCUGUGCUCAUCCCUGAUUUACAUGAGUGGACACCUUCGGGGGCUCCCUGGAAGCAGGUCCUGUUGUCCCAUCGCUUCCCAGCGUGGAAGCAGAGACUCCUGUGUGCCUGCCCAGCCUGCCUCCUGGGCAUGCAUUUCUGUGCAGGUUCCUCCUGUGCUCCCCACGGGGCAGCAGCACCACUUCCUGUAGGACACCGAGCCACAGAUGGGCCAUUUGCCUGCUUGUCUGUGUGACUCUGAAGCCUCCCAGAAGCUCAGUAUACAAACUGGCCACUAAUCUCAAAGCCAAAAGCCUCAGGCUAGCCCCCACCUGCUGGCUGGGUUCCUGGGAAACCUCUUCCCAACACAAGAUCAGAAUGCUGGAGGCCUUGGUUCCUGUGCAAAUCUGAGGAAGGUGCUGAGGCAAGGACCCCCGACACCCCCUGCAGCUAGGCUUUACCCACCCAGAGCAUGGGGUGGGCACCUAAGGCCUGCCAUACAGGAAGGGCUUCCCAAAUCUUGGAAAGUACAGCAAUUCCUUUCCUAGAAACCCUCCUUUUGGAAAAAAAGCUUUUUGUUAUGAAAAAUGUCAAACGUACACGGAAGUCCUGAGUAUUUUUAUGAAGCUCAUGUAUCCAUUAGCUGGCUCCAGUAGUUGCUAGGUUUUGCCAGUAUUGUGCUGUCUAUGCGCCCAUGUUUUUAUUUUGUCUUUGUUUUGCUGGCCUUGCUCUAAGGAAACCCCAUACUUCCCAACCUCUAAGACCUGAGAACUUUUUCUUAACUAUAACAGUGCUGUUACUACACCUGUUCUAGUUAGGGUUCUCCAGAGAACAACUACAAUAUUAGAAUAUAUACAGUUAUAGGAUUUAUCACCUUGCACAGUUGCGGAGGUGCAAGUCCAAGGUCUGCAGGGGCGUGGGAGGAGCUGUGUGCUGGUGGGUUCCUUCCCAAGCAGAAGCCCACCAUGGCAGGAUGAUUUACUUUUGUCAGUCCAUUCUUUAAAAUUUUAAACUCCACCCUUAAACACCUUCACAGACCAUAUAUCUGACACUGUGGUCCAGCGAAGUUGACAUACAAGAUUGACCACCACAAUUAAUAAAAUUUCCAGUACUCCCAUAUUAUCUGAUUCUGUUACAU